AUGCUUCACUCAUUGCUACUGCCAGUAUCUCAACUGCUCGUCCUCACUAACGCUUAUAAUCUUGUUAUUGAUACACAAACCAAGGGAAUCAAUUCAUACCUACAAAACUUCCGGAUCGAAUAUGAAAAAGAGUUGGAAAAUCGUGAAAUACCAACGAUCACUAAGAAACGAUGUCUUGGAACGGUAGAGCUGAAGGAGGUCACUGUGACUAAUGUUACAGUGAUGAAAACAGCGUCUGUAGUGGCCGACAUGGAUCACUAUUUAAGGAUUGAACACCUUCAUGCUCGUCUUCAUGGCCUCUACAAACAUAAUGUGCUAUUUAUUCAUAACACAGGCGAUUUUGAAGUGAACAUUGAAGACCUCAAUGCCACUCUUGGACCUCUUGUACCUAUCAAUAUUGGAGGAAUACCCUACCUGAAUCAGGAGAUAUCAUGCAGUAUUUCUCAUAAGGAAGAUAAAAUCUCAGUACGAGGUGGAAUUCUACGAUGGCUAGCGAAAAAAAGAUUAAGGGACACAAUGAAAUCAGACUUGGAAGGAAUUCUCUGUGAUUCUUUAGUGAAUAUUCUGGAUGGUAAAAUACGAAAGUCUCUCGCCAACCUCAAUCUGUUAUUGCCAAUCAAUGAAGGAUUAACAGUUAGCUAUCUCCUAACUGAUCAACCGCUUACACUACCUCACGGGGCUAUUCGUACCUACCAUCUUGGAGUGACAUCUAACAAUCAUACUGGAGCAAAAUACACUCCCACAACGAUGGAAUCGGAUCAUGACGUCAUCUACCAUAUUCAUGACGCGUUAAUGUCGGAAGUGGUGCAUUCAGCCUGCAGAGAAGGGUAUAUGGACGGAAACUUCACAAAUGACGGCAAAGAUGUCAAUAUAGUAUGCCAGAGCGCCUCAAUAUCUGUGAAGAAUAUGCAAGCCACAAAAACAGCAACCGUUCUGCUCACACUUCAGUUGAGGUUUCAAGAUGGUGAAGAUACUCUGGUCAGGAAGAAGUACACAGUUACUGUUCUGCACAACAACCGACUUACAAUUUUGUUCCGAUUGAAGUCAGAAGUGAUCGACUCGAAUGAUCCUUCACUUCAGCACAGCGAUCAGAUCUUUUCGAUGCUGUCUGAGGUGAUGCGCUCUUACGUCCAUCUACCUCUACCCGUGCCAGCCGAAGCGCAAACUGAUCGAUCAAUGAUCAAACUUCAAUCAGAUAGAGUUAUUUUUGCUACUGAUUUUGUGUUUACAAAACGAUAA
This is a messenger RNA of Necator americanus (New World hookworm), 1239 nucleotides long. RefSeq lists its product as uncharacterized. The coding region runs from base 1 to 1239 and encodes 412 amino acids. The transcript is spliced from 10 exons. The record is from RefSeq and is a predicted model, not a curated record. NCBI's taxonomy places the organism in Eukaryota, Metazoa, Nematoda, Chromadorea, Rhabditida, Ancylostomatidae. Gene Ontology annotation, molecular function: lipid binding.